Molecule: messenger RNA, 6573 nt
Organism: Anopheles moucheti
Lineage: Eukaryota; Metazoa; Arthropoda; Insecta; Diptera; Culicidae
Gene: Dp1
Product: vigilin
Exons: 5
Coding region: 203-4084 (1293 amino acids)
Cellular component (GO): cytoplasm; nucleus
Molecular function (GO): mRNA binding
Source: RefSeq, a predicted model, not a curated record
CGUGGCUCGAGAAGGCUGUUCUUGUUAUCUGCGCCGAGUUUUCACCCGUCAAAGCCAAGUGCAGCAAACUGGAGUCUCUAACGAGAACAACCCCCAUCUAAUCCCGGAUCUUUGAUAAACGCAGUACAUUGUACUGUAAAGACUUGCAACGAAAUAGGACUUUUCUUUCCAAGCAGUAACAACAAGCGGGCAGGCAGUAAGGAUGGAGGAUUCAACUAACCCAAUGGCAGGAAUGGAUCAACAGCAGUUGUUGGCGGGUGCCGGUAACACGGGCUACGAGAACAACGUGUCGGCACCGGCACCGACACCCUGCUACGACGAUCUGUUCCCGGCACUGCCGGAGAGUGAGCCGCCGCGCUUUAACAGCACCUUGUCGCCGGCCACGCAGAACAUGCGCGUCGGCAGCUCGAUCGUAACGCAGGUGUUUAUCGUCGCGUCCGGCGAGCGCAAGUACGACUCGGAUAAGUUCGGCGAGGGCGAAUCGCUGCGCACGUGCCAAUCGAUCAUGAAGGAAACCAAUGCACACAUCGAGAUCUCGAGUGGCAAGGACCAGUCGCUGACGUUCCUGGUGACGGGUAAGGUGCAUGAGGUGCUCGAGGCGCGCCGCAAGAUACUGGUACACUUCCAGACGCAGGCGAACAAGACGAUCAAUAUCCCGCGCGAGCACCACCGCUGGAUUCUUGGCAAGAAGGGCGACCGUUUGCGCGAGCUGGAACGCACGACUGCGACCAAGAUCAAUGUGCCGCGCAUCAGCGACGAAUCGGACGCGAUCACCAUACUCGGCACGAAGGAGGGCAUUGAGAAGGCGGAACACGAGAUCCGUACGAUGUCGGACGAGCAGUCGCGCAAGGCGUUCGAGCGGUUCAACGUGCCGAAAAUCUAUCACCCGUUCAUACUUGGCGCGUACGGCGAGAAUCUGCAGAAGAUGUCGGAAGAAACGGGCGCCAAGAUUAACGUGCCGCCGCAGUCGGUGCAGAAGGACGAGAUCUUCAUCACGGGCGAGAAGGAGGGCGUACUGGCGGCGAAAGCACGCAUCGAAGCCAUCUACAAGGAGAUGGAGAAGAAGUGUACGUCCGUCGGAGUGGAGGUGGUACGAGCGCAGCACCGGUACGUGUAUGGACCGCGCGGUUCAACCAUCCAGGAGAUACUGCAGGCGACGGGUGUAUCGGUGGAGAUGCCGCCGAGCGAUUCGCCCAGCGAUACGAUAACGCUGCGCGGCCCCCAGGACAAGCUGGGCAAUGCGCUGAACGUGGUGUACCAGAAGGCGCACUCGAUCCGCACGGAGGUGCUCGAGUGUCCGCAGUGGAUCCACAAGUACAUCAUCGGUCGCGAAGGCGGUCAUAUCAAGGAGUUCUCCGUCCAGCAUCCGAACGUGCAUGUGGAGUUUAGCGAGGACAAGAUCAAGAUCGAUGGGCCCCCGGAACAGGUGCUGAUUGCGUCCGAAGAGCUGCAAAAGAUGGUGAACGAUCUGACCGGUCGUCUGCGACUGGCCGAGAUGGUGGUCGACCCGGUGCAUUGCAAGCACAUCAUCGGUAAGGCGGGCUCUAACAUCAAUCGCAUGAAGGAGGAAUAUGACGUGCAGAUCAACAUCGACGAAAAGGGAGCCAAACCGAUCCGUAUCGAGGGCCCGGUCGAAGGUGUGGCCAAGGCGCAACAGGAGUUGCUGGAAAAGAUUGCGAAAUGGGAAAACGAGAAGGAGGAAUCGAUCAUCAUCGAUCACCGCCUGUUCAAGACGAUCAUCGGUGCGAAGGGUGAGUCGAUUCGCGAGAUACGCGAGAAGCACAACCAGGUGCAGAUCGUUUUUCCGGGCCCGAAUGACAAGUCGGAUAUUGUUAAGAUCCGCGGCAUGAAGGAGGACGUCGACCGGUGUCACAAGUAUCUGACGCAGUACGUGAAGGAACUGCAGAAGAAUUCGUUCGUGCUGGAGGUGCCGGUAUUCAAGCAGUUCUUCAAGUACAUCGUUGGCAAGGGUGGCGCAAACAUUAAGAAGAUUCGCGACGAAACGCAGACAAAGAUCGAUUUGCCGUCUGAGAGUGACACAAACGAGGUGAUCGUGAUUACCGGCAAGCGCGAGAACGUGAACGAGGCGCGCGAUCGCAUCCAGAAGAUCCAGAACGAGAUGUCAAACAUUGUGUCGGAGGAGGUUACUAUUCCGGCCAAGUAUCAUUUAUCGCUGAUCGGAACCGGCGGCAUGCUGAUCAAUUCUAUCAUGGACGAAUGUGGCGGUGUGUCGAUUAAGUUCCCGAACUCGGAUGCGAAGAGCGACAAGGUGGUGAUCCGCGGCCCGAAGGAGGAUGUGGAGCGUGCCAAGCAGCAGCUGCUGGAGCUGGCCAGUGAGAAGGAGCUGUCUUCGUACUCGGUGCAGAUUCGCGCCAAGGCGCAGCAUCACAAGUAUCUGAUCGGAAAGAAUGGUGCUUCCAUUAAGAAGAUUCGUGACAAGACCGGUGCUCGGGUCAUCUUCCCAGGUGUUAACGAUCAGGACAACGAAGCAAUUACGAUCAUCGGCAAAAAGGAACAGGUAGAAGAGGCGAAGGCUGAGCUGGAAACCAUUAUCAAGAGCAUCGAUAACAUUGUCGAGGACGAAAUGAUCGUCCUUCCGAAGUAUCACAAGCACUUCAUCUCGAACCGUGGUAAGGUGCUGCACCGUAUCGAGGAGGAAUGCGGUGGCAUGUCGAUUUCUUUCCCGCGCAUGGACCGUGACGAUCGUAACGAUCGCGUGAAGCUAAAGGGCCCGAAGGACUGCAUCGAGCCGGCCAAGCAACGCAUCAUGGAGAUCGUGCAGGAGCUCGAAUCGAUGGUGACGAUCGAGUGCUACAUUCCUGCCCGCCACCAUCGCAUCAUCAUGCGCCGUGGUGGUUCGAAGGUGCAGGCCAUUACGUCCGAGUUUGGUGUCAACAUUAGAUUCCCGGAGCGUGGCACCACCAACAAUAUGGAACCGGCUCCGGCUGCGGUCGAUCCGGCACAGCAGCAGAACGGCAAUGGUGAUGCGUUGCCUGCUACUGAAAACGCGACAGACGCUGGUGCGGUUGUGAAUGGAGCCGGGGAACAGCAGCAAGCCGAACCGGUCCAGCGUGCCUCGGAUCUUGUUCGAAUCAGCGGCAACAAGGAGAAGUGCGAGCUGGCUAGGGAAGCACUGCUGGCGCUGGUUCCGCUGACCGAGGAGAUUAACGUGCCGUGCGAUUUGCAUCGUUCCCUGAUCGGACAGAAGGGCCGCGACGUAAAGGAACUGAUGAACACGUACGAUGUGCACAUCGAGAUGUCGCCGCAGGACAAGAAGCUCGACAUCAUCAAGGUGACGGGCACGAAGACGGCCAUCGCCGAGGCAAAGGAAGCGAUUGCCGAACGCAUCAAGCACCUGGAGGCGGACCGGAAGGAUCGCGAACUGCGCUCGUUCGAGGUCAAGCUGGAGGUGGAUCCCGUUUACCAUCAGAAGAUUAUUGGCCGGCGUGGCGUUGUCAUCAACAAGAUUCGCGCUAAUCACGACGUGCAGAUUACGUUCCCCAAGCAGGAUGAUCCCCAGAACAGCAUUAUCACUAUCCAGGGCUACGAAGAGAAGGCACUGGCUGCGCGGGACGAAAUCCUAGCUAUGGUGGACACGCUCAGCUCGGUCUACAAGGAGGAGAUCCAUUUGGACGAGCGCGUGCACCGACGCUUCAUCGGUUUCCGUGGCAAGCGGCUGCGCGAGAUUAAGGAGCAAUACGGUGUGGAUAUUACCUUCCCGCGCAUGGACGAUGCGGACAAGUCGCUGGUCACGCUGGCAGGCACCCCGGACAAUGUAGAGGCGUGUCGCGACUACCUGCUCAAUCUGGAGGAAGAGUUCCUGCAGGAUGUGUCUGCUGCCCCGACCCAGCCGACCUCCUUCUCGCAGAUCAUGGAAGAUACGAUGGCGAACCAGCAAACCAACAAGCAAGGCUUCGUUGUGAGUGGUGCACCAUGGGAGCGCAAGGCGGCGCCCAACACACAGUCGCUGGAGGACUUCCCUGACUUUGGCGGACUCGGCGGUGGCCCGGGUGGUCCGGCCGCGACCAGUGCCGACACCAACACGCAGACGCCAAUCAACUCCGCCUGGAAUGCCAAGCAUUAAGCGGAUCACGUGAGGUGAGGUGCCGAAUGUUUUUGUUCAUUUAAUUGCCCCCCUAACCUGUUCGCAAAAGGAUUUUCAACGCGUCAACCAACCGGUCCCGGCAAAGGAAACCCGACGAAAUCUUACAAAAGCAAUCAUUUAUUAGAAGAAAAAUUAUCUUUUAAGUAGUACAUCAACCGGCGGGACCAUAAGUCCCUCUUUCCCUCUCUCCCUGUCCAUCCCUCCGCUACUACCGCGAGCCCUCUCGGGGGAUCGCGCCAAAAUCCUAUGGAACUAUAGCGAUAUAGCAUCGUGGCACGUGUAGCAGAAGCUCAAUCGAUCGAUGGUCGGAGAAGAUGGGUUGUUAUAUCGAGGUUAACACGGAUGAGUAGAUACAGUGUGGUAGAAUUUAGUUACGAGCAAAAUUGCAACCCUGUCUGUGGACAAACGGGAACGAGAACGGUAUAGGGCGCAAAGCUGUGUAAUCCCGUAAAGGCACCUGGUGUUGCCGCAUUGCAAACACACAUAGGAACUCUGUAUCAUAACUUUCUAAGGUUCCCCCCUUCCCUCCUUAAUAAUAAAGACACAUAACACAACCAACCAACAAAACAUGUUUUGCUCAUCCCGAGACGCAAUAGUUUCGCGCCCCUGUGUCAGGUAUUCGCAUGCGUAAAUUCUUCAUAGCAGGGAUGAAAUAUGAAGUAUAAAGUAGGGAAGAAUGUUUGAGGUUUGAUCGUUUUUUUUUUGUUUGUUUUGCUUUACUGUUGCGAAUUGUCAAUUUUUCCUCCACUGCGCACGUUUAGGACGCGAGAAGACGGGGAAGAGCGCGAAAGAGAAACGAUAGAGAAUUAGUAGAUAAAACGUAUAUAGUAGUGGAACAAAAGAAAUCCCCUAUUUGCUACACCGACUUGCUCUUUCCUUGCUCCUGUAGCAGCAUUGUGUUACGUUUGUUAAUCUGUUUUCUGAUACGUGCGUGCGUGAACGUUUUUACAUGUACUUUCUUUCUAUCGCAAUUGUAACGUUUUGCAAUUUAUCUAUCCGGAUAAUGUGAAAACACUUGAGGUUAGGGUGUAAACAUAACAAAAAUUGUGUAAUGAAAAGAAAAAAGUGGUAUGACAGAGAGAUAUAUACACACAAUAUAUAUAUAAAAUAUAUAUAUAUACAUAUUUUGAUAAUCAAAUAUUAUUUUCACUAUCGUAUAAAGACACGGUCGGUGUGUGCGGCACGUAUUUGCGUCUGUGUAGGGUUUUGGUACGGUUACAAAUGUGUUGGCACCCUCCAUCGCGUUCCUCUCCGGCAGCCGCAUAUAUUUGGGAAACAGAGUGAAAUAGAGCUGAAAGACACCAAAACAAAAUGGCAAAAUGUGAAAACAAACAAACCCGGAACAAUGGUGGUAACAUAGAGCGGCAUGCAUAAGAAAAAGUAGAAAAAAAUGCCUAUAUAAACACAGACACACUUGCAAAAGAAAGAAUAAAACAAUAAUAACUGCGUAAACUGAGGGAACUAAACUCGUAAACGUGAAAGGAGUGAAAGCGAAACGUUGAAAAAUCUGCAAUUAGAUGAAAUGAAGGAGUGCCCCCGAAAGAGAACUAAUUAUACACUAUAUAUAUAUAUACAUAUUGAACCUUAUAGAGAUAAAAGAGGAGGGAAGCAAAAAUACUAAAUGAAGGAUAGGAGGAGGAUGAUCGUUAGGUCGGGUGCGCGAAAUCAUACGCGCGCGAUGGCCACUACUAGUAGUCAACGAAACGGAACAGGUUGGCUAAAUAAACAUGUAUAGGGAUGCGGAAGCAUAAAGAAAAGCUCGUAAACAUGGCAAUACAUAAAGAAGCAAAACGAAGUUUAUUUAGCAAAAAGCCUAAUCAGCCUCCAGCACGAACCACGAACCAUGCGUGGUGAGGCGCAUCAGAUCGCUUAAAGUGAACACGUUUACACGCCUAGUAGGAAGGAGGGGGCAGUAGGGACACCAAUACGCCCGCGCCCUUGGCCGUCGUCUGUUGAACCGGUGUCGAGUAAGUUUUUUGCACGGGACUCUGUAUGAAAGAUUCGCAGCUUUGUGAAGGACUGUACCAGGUCCCCUGUACUAAGAAGUGGAAGUAGAAAACACAAACACACACAAACACACUGGAUAGAAAGAUAGAACGCGGGGAUGCUGAUAUGCCCGCGGUAUCUAUGUGCAUAGAACACGAAGAACGAACUCUACAUUAGCUUCCUUUUACAAAUCAAUAAGCGAGAACGCAAAUUGAAACGAGCGAAUUACCCAAUACGCAACCGUUUGGGUCGCGUUGACAGCAUAAUUAUGAGGUGGGUUAACAUUAGUAUGCGCUAACAGCUAGAGCACAGCGCGAGAGUCGCAAAGAGAGUUGUGCGACGAUGAACCGGGGGAAAAGGAAAUCCUCGGCAGGCAAAAUGAAGCAGCAAUUGAAUUUGAAGCGCGCGGCGUGCUUGGUGCAACCGGAAGGGAAGCUAAUACCUAAUUUGUGGUAUAAUAAAACUUAUUACAUUUUCUGUAA